This is a messenger RNA of Didymodactylos carnosus, 3912 nucleotides long. The record is from the annotation of a GenBank genome assembly. NCBI's taxonomy places the organism in Eukaryota, Metazoa, Rotifera, Eurotatoria, Philodinida, Philodinidae.
AUGGCAAGCGGCAAGCACAAUAUUCAUACGUCGUCAUUGAAGCCAAAUGACGUGUCAAAAAAUUUAAUAACUGGAACAUUUGCGUUAAAAUGGCCAGAAGAAAAUACAAAAUCUUUGACACCAAUUGCUGUUAAUCUUCAUGUUGAUUAUAAAGGUUAUAUUCUGUUUUGCCUAAACAAAGUAACAAAGGAAAUUGAAUGUUUUGAUAUUGCAUUGAUCCAUGAUACACGUACUGGAAAAUAUGCAACACCACCCAAGGAUGCGAUAAAAUGUGAACAAAUGAAUAUUGGUGCUGAUGUUCCACUAGAAGAUAAAUGGGUUACGAUUUAUUAUGGACAAACGUUUGUGCCUGAUAAAGAUUUACGUACUAUACAUUUUUGUUUUUAUUCUCCAUCUUUAGCAAAGGAAUGGACUGAUGAAUUAUUUCGAUAUGCUCGAAAUCCAUUUCUUCGAAAUUUAUCGGGAUUAGAUUUACUAGAAAAAAUUCAUUCAAAAAUUGUCAAUGGUCUAGUGGAAGAGAGACAAGAUCGAAAAACAAUUUCAGUUCGAAAUAUUCUUCGUAUGUUUUGUAAAAAUUCACGAGAUACAGACAAAGAACAACGAAUAUUGAAAGCUUUACAGUAUACAGACUUAGCACAUGAAAGAGAUGCUUUAAUUAAUCCAGAACAAUUUACAUUUGAUAAAUUUUUCAGUUUUUAUACACAAUUAAUGGAGAGAAAUGAAAUUGACAAAUUAUUAGAAAAAAAUGGUAGCAAACGAACGCGAAUAAUUAAUCGAGAACAGUUAAAAAAUUUUAUAGAAACACAAUCGAAUACUCGUGGAGAUGGUAUUAUCGAUUAUGAUCAAAAAGCAAAGGAUAUUAUUAAAAAAUAUAUGCGUGAUACAUAUUUGAGCCAAAAUGUUCCAGAAAGCAUAUGUGAUGAAGCAUUUUUACGUUAUCUAUUGAGUUUUGAUAAUUUAAUAAUCGAUCCAGCAAAACUUGAUCUUUAUCAAGAUAUGGAUAAACCAUUAUCACAUUAUUUUAUUGCAUCAUCUCAUAAUACUUAUCUAAUGGGUUCCCAACUACAUGGACGUUCAAGUGUAGAAAUGUAUCGUCAAGUUUUGUUAACCGGUUGUCGAUGUAUUGAAUUAGAUAUACUAGAUUCACCAGAUGGAGAACCUGAAAUAAAGCAUAGAAACACAAUGAUACGUUCAAUAUCAUUUCGUGAUGUUAUCGAAGCUAUUGAUCAAUACGCAUUCAAAGUAACACCAUAUCCGCUUAUAUUGUCGUUCGAGAAUCAUUGCAGUGAACGUGUUCAAACAAAAAUGGCCAACUACUUAAUCGAAAUAUUUGGUGAUAAAAUGCUUACACAACCAUUAAAAUCUCAUCCACUCGAAGAAAAAAUUCCAUUACCAAGUCCAAAUGAUUUAAUCAAUAAAAUAUUAAUUAAAAAUAAAAUACUACGUGGUGUGAAAACAACAUCUUUUUCAGCGGAUAACAUUCAAAGAGGUUCCCAAGGCGGCUCAACCUCACUAAACUUACAACGAAAACGUUGUGAUUUUGGUAGUGAAAGAUAUACAGCAUCUCCAUCCAUUUAUAUGUCUGUUGAUCCUGGACAAUUUAAUCCAAGUAUAAACAAUCCUGUGAGACCAAAAAAACAAUAUUAUACAAAUAUUCAACAGUAUACACAAUCAAUCGAUUUUGGUAUGAAUCCAAAAUCAGAUAGUUCAGAUGAAGAGUUAUUUGAAAAUUCUUCUUAUGAAGAUGUCAAUCUUACUGAUCCUCGACUAAUAUUAAAUGAAAAUCCUCGACUGCCAACAACUGUCACGCAAACAGUAAAUUUAAAUAAUGAUGCCGUAAUUGAAUCAAAGGCUACAAAAGCCAUGUCGGAUUUAGUAAAUUAUGUGACACCAGUUCGUUUUAAAGGUUUUGGAAUUGCUGAUCAACUUAAUUAUAGUUAUGAAUGUUCGUCUUUUAAUGAAGAUAAAGGACAAAAUUUAAUACGUGAAAAUGCUAUGGAAUUUGUUAUUUAUAAUGAGAGACAAUUGAGUAGAGUAUAUCCAAGAGGUACAAGAAUAGAAUCAACCAAUUAUAAUCCUUAUCAAUUUUGGUCGGUUGGUUGUCAAAUGGUGGCAUUGAACUAUCAAACAUUAGAUACACCAAUGCAAAUCAAUUUAGGGAUGUUUGAAUAUAAUAAACGAUGUGGCUAUUUACAGAAACCGACCCCUUAUUGUUUGCGUUUCGGUACAUUUGAUCCACAAGAACCCACAAGCAUUGAAAAUGUUGUUGUUGAACAACUUUCAAUUAAAUUAAUAUCCGGACAAUUUUUAAUACAAGAUCAUGAACCAGUCUAUGUUGAUGUUGAAAUGUAUGGUAUCUAUGCAGAUGCUAGUAAACGACGAGAACGAAUAAAAUCAAAAAGAUGGAAUGGUUUUCAAGCUAUUUAUGAUGAUAAUGAUAAUGAAAAUGAUCUAGUAAUUAAUUUUUCAAAGAUCAAUCUACCAGAAAUGGCUUCUCUUCGUUUUGCUGUAUCUGAAGAAGAUGGUACUUUCAUUGGUCAAGCAUUUAUCCCAGUGUCAACUUUACGCUCUGGUUAUCGUCAUAUUGUAUUACGUAAUCAAAGCAAUGUCCCAGUUCACUCGUCAACAUUAUUCAUUUAUAGUCGUAUCGAAGUUCAUGUUGAUGCAGCUUGUGAAAAUAUUGUUGACUCAUUAAUGAAUCCAUUAGAAAAAAAAGAAUUAAUUAGUAGUCCUGAUCAAUAUCAACCCAAUUUAAAUGAAAAUAAACAAGAUGAUCCAUCUAAAACACAACAAUACACGACAACCAUCACCAUAAAACACAAUAAUACACGACAACCAUCAUCAUCAGUUGAUGAAAAUGGUUCGAGAAAUCAAUUUGUGAAAAAUACUCAAUUAAAAAAUACACAUUUAUGUUAUUGUUUGACCAUUAAAGAUGUACAACAAAUGAAAUUCUAUAUUCAAGAACAAGAAAAGCUCAAAGAUAAACUUCGAAAAGCAGCUGCCUCACUUGACAAAAAAAUCGAAAUAGAAGAGGAAAAAUUUCGAAAAAAUCUUCAGCGUUUAAAUCUUGAACAACGUAAAAAUGAAAAAUAUAUAACAACUAAACCUAUCCGACAUAUGUCAGAUGCUGAAAUUAUACAUCAUUCACAAACUCAUAACAUUCGAAAAACAAGUUUAAUAAUGCAAAAAGCAAUCGCUGAGGAUGUUAAAAGUCGCGAGAAUAGAUUACUCGAUUUAUGUUCAUUAAAAUUUCGUUCUCUAAAUGAAUUAGAAGUACUUCAUUCAAAAAAUUUCUAUAAUAAAGUUGAAAGAUAUAUCAUUGAUUAUUAUGGAAAACUAACUUUACGUGUCGAUGAAAUUUUUCGACAAGAAACUGCUAAAAUAAAAGAUCAAGUAAGAAUACAGACAAGGAAUGAUACCAAAAAGAAAUUACCAAAUGCAAAAGAUGGACGACGACCCAUUUUUAAUAAUAAAAUUUUGCAAAUGAACGUUGAAGCUGGUGCUGCUGCAAUACGAAAACUUGAAACUCUGUAUAAUAGUUUGUGUGAAACAAUAGCAAUAAAUCUGAGACAAACAUUGGAAGCAUUACAAAUAGAACGAGAAGCGGAGACAAAAAAUCGUUUUCUAAGGUACGCUGCACAAAUAAAUGAAAUAAAAACAAAUUUAAAUCUUGAAACGUUCAAUGAUGAUAAUUUAUUUAAUUGUUCAAUACUGAACAGUGCGUUAACCUCAUCAUUACCAAGAGAGACUUUAACAUCUGCUCAUUCUUCGAUAUCAUCAACAUUGAAUAUAGUUCAUUUACAAUCAAAUCGUGUUACUCUUCCACAAGAACAACAGCAAUCACAAGAACAAACGGAUACAUUAAUACAAACACAUUAUCUUAAUGAAAACGAAGCCACAACAAGAUUUUGA